AUGUCAUACGAUUCAUAUAGAGGCUCUGCAGGAAGAGGAAGAAGUGGUUCAGAUAAGGGAACUGGGUAUAGUGAUGAUUAUCAUGGUCAGGGCAACUUUUAUCGAGGCGCGUACAGAGGUAGAGGUGGAAGAGGAGGUAGAGGCCUGCUGUAUCGUGGUGGACGUGGAAGCUAUAGUGGGGGUUAUAACUCACUGUAUUAUGGAAAUAACUUUAGAGGUCGUGGUGGCAGUGGCUAUUAUAGCAAACAUAACAGCUUUAGUGGUCGUGAUGAUAGGAGCCGAGGAAGUUCGUAUUCUGAACAUGAAGAAUGGGAGGAAGAGCAGUCCCCUCAGCCUGUGGAGCAUAGACAAGGCAGCAUAGAGCAUGACGAAGAAGAUAGUGGAUACCAAGGUCAAGAUACAUCGUUUGGUCGUGGAGGUGGCUAUAGAGGAGGGUCAUUUAGAGGCGGGUACAAGAGUCGAAAUGGAAACACACAUCACCUGGGUGAAUUCUACAAGUCUGGAGGCGUGGUAGAUAAAAACUCUCGACAUUACAAAGAUUUUCUACAUGAUACAAAGUUAAAAGAGUUUCAAAAUCCUUGGAUACAUAUUAUGGGAAUAACAGAUGAAACGCAACAAGCCAGCUUGGAAGAUAACUACAACGAACAAUCUAAAGCUGAUGAAGCUAUUCAAGAGCUACAGAAGAAAAAGAUGAGAUUGGAAAUGGCCCUUUCGAGUUUGGAAAAACAUGCUUCUCGAGAGGAAUUACAUGUGCAACUAACGACAGAAAAGUUGGAUGAAUUUGUAUAUAUUUAA
This is a messenger RNA of Lodderomyces orthopsilosis Co 90-125, 795 nucleotides long. RefSeq lists its product as uncharacterized. NCBI's taxonomy places the organism in Eukaryota, Fungi, Ascomycota, Pichiomycetes, Serinales, Debaryomycetaceae. The record is from RefSeq and is a predicted model, not a curated record. The transcript has a single exon. Bases 1 to 795 code for a protein of 264 amino acids.